This is a messenger RNA of Castor canadensis (American beaver), 1665 nucleotides long. RefSeq names its product MPN domain containing (gene Mpnd). The record is from RefSeq and is a predicted model, not a curated record. Gene Ontology annotation, molecular function: protein binding; metallopeptidase activity. NCBI's taxonomy places the organism in Eukaryota, Metazoa, Chordata, Mammalia, Rodentia, Castoridae.
GGGGCCGGGUGACGUGCGUGAAGAAAGAGCCUGCGGCGCGCGGGCGCGGGGCGGAGCGGCCAUGGCGGCUCCGGAGCCGCUGUCCCCCGCGGGUGGCGCGGGCGAGGAGCCGCCGGAUGAGGACGAGGAUGAGGCGGAGGCCGAGGACCCCGAGCGGCCGGCGGGCGCGGGCGCGGGCGCGGGCGGCGGGCGCGGUGGCGGUGGCGGUGGCGGUGGCGGUGGCGGGCCCGGGCCGGGGGUCUGCAGCGGGCUGGGGGGCGUGCUCACCAGGCGCGCGGUCACGCUGCGGGUGCUGCUCAAAGACGAGUUGCUGGAGGCCGGCGCCGGGGUGCUAUCCAUCUACUACCUGGGGAAAAAGUUCAUUGGGGACUUGCAGCCCGACGGGAGGAUCGUAUGGCAAGAAACUGGACAGGUCUUCAACUCCCCCAGCGCCUGGGCCACCCACUGCAAGAAGCUGGUCAACCCAGCCAAGAAGUCUGGCUGUGGCUGGGCCUCUGUCAAGUACAAGGGCCAGAAACUGGACAAGUACAAGGCUGCCUGGCUCCGACGACACCAGCUCCACAUGCCCAUAGCAGCUGCCGAUGAGAGCCCAGCUAGUGAAGGGGAGGAGGAGGAGCUGCUGAUGGAGGACGACGAGGACGAGGUUCUGGCGGGGGUCUCGGCGGAGGACAAGAGUCGGAGACCCCAGGGGAAGGGCCCCUCGGAGCCUGCGCACGCUGAGGCCACGCCCCCCGGGAAGCGAGUGGAGAGCAAGGUCCGGGUGCCGGUCCGCUACUGCAUGUUGGGCAGUCGCGACUCAGCCAGGAAUCCCCACACCUUGGUGGAAGUAACGUCCUUUGCGGCCAUCAACAAGUUCCAGCCGUUCAAUGUGGCCGUUUCCAGCAACGUGCUAUUUCUGCUGGACUUCCACAGUCACCUGACACGGAGUGAAGUGGUGGGCUACCUCGGGGGCCGCUGGGACAUCAACAACCAGAUGCUCACUGUGCUGAGAGCCUUCCCCUGCCGGAGCCGGCUUGGGGAUGCCGACGCCGCGGCCACCAUUGAAGAGGAGAUCUACCAGAGCCUGUUCCUGCGGGGCCUGUCCCUGGUGGGCUGGUACCACAGCCACCCGCACAGCCCGGCGCUGCCCUCACUGCAGGAUAUUGACGCACAGAUGGAGUACCAGCUGCGGCUGCAGGGCUCCAGCAAUGGCUUCCAGCCCUGCCUGGCGCUGCUCUGCUCCCCGUACUACUCAGGCAACCCAGGUCCUGAGUCCAAGAUCUCGCCCUUCUGGGUGAUGCCUCCCCCUGAGCAAAGGCCCAGCGACUACGGCAUCCCCAUGGACGUAGAGAUGGCCUAUGUCCAGGACAGCUUCCUGACCAAUGACAUCCUUCAUGAGAUGAUGCUGCUGGUGGAGUUCUACAAGGGUGCCCCAGACCUCGUGAGGUUCCAGGAACCGUGGAGCCAGGAGCACAGCUAUCUGGACAAGCUCAAGAUCUCCUUGGCCAGCAGGACACCCAAGGACCAGGGCGUGGGCCAUGUGCUGGAGCAGGUCUGCAGUGCCCUCAAGCAGGGCAGCUGAACACAAGGUGCCAUGAGCCUAGUGAGCACAGCUCUGACCGCAGUCCCCAGCCCUCUGUGAUUCACACUCAGCUAAUAAAGAAGCAAGAGCAGACACUAGCUCAU